UGACAUCUUAAUACAAAUUUUCUUUAAUUUGUUGCACAAAAUAAGACAUUUAUACGCGAAAUUGCUCACCUUUAAAGUAACAGUAUCAGAAUCUGAAUGACGUGCUAGCUUUACUUCGAACAGUAAGAUUGGAGAAAUCGAAAAACCAGGUUGUGUUUACAGUUCUUGUGUGAUUGGGGGCAAAUUAUCACCCAAUACAGGUAUUGCAUCAGAGCCAGGGUGCCAACUGACCCAGCCAUGUCGUCUGAGGUGAUCGCCAAGAGUGGUUGGUUGCUAAGACAGACCACUGUGCUGAAGAGAUGGAAGCGUGAGUUCUUCGUCCUGUAUGUCGAUGGCCAGCUGGCCCACUAUGAAGAUGAGAGAAAACUAGAGGUCAAAGGAAUGAUCAGCAUGAGAAAAGAAUGUCUGGGCAUCAAACUGGGCGGCAUGGUGAACGAUGUAACCGUGCCAGACGGGAGAUCGAGGGACGCGCUGCUCGCCAUCGUGACGAGAACCACCGCCAUGUUUGUGUGUGCGGACAACGCUGACGAUGCCGCUGUGUGGAAGUUUGCUCUUGAGGAGGCAAAGAUUGUUGAAAACCAGGAUUCCAGACCGUCCAGUGCUCCCCCACCUUACACAGAGAUGGUGUAUGAUGAUGGCAUGGGUGGACAGCCACUCUAUGGUGGACAGCCACUCUAUAACCCACCUCCAUAUGCAUACGCACAACCUGGACAAGUCUAUCUCAUAGAGAAUGGUCAAUACAUGUACACACAGCCCAAUGGUCAGACGAUCAUCAUCGACGAGCGCCGGCGUCACCGUGACGACGGUACAAACAUGGCCAUGGGGAUGUUGGCAGGCGCUGCCGUCGGCUCUCUCAUGUUCGCUCCCUUGUGUUGGUGGUGGUGAAGGCACAUCUAACCUGAUUGGCUCAUCACUAACUAUGUCUUACUCCUGAUUGGUUAAAGAGUCAAUGUCCUGACUAGCUAGUUGUAAGGUUUGGCAUGAUUGGUUGACUACUGGAGAAGUUUGUGCUAUCACUGUUGAUUGGUGGAUAACACAUCUAUUCCAACACAGCCUUUGUAACAGGAUAUGUGAUUGGUUCACAUCAUAUAUAGGUCUAUAUACAUAAGAAUACAAAUUAUGACAAAAUCUCUAUCUGUAAAUAAGAGGCUCCAAAUAUAUAUAUACUACUGGCUGAAAUUUAUGAUAGAUAUAUUGAUAUGUCAAAUGCUUGCCAUAAGUUUUGUUUUCUGCAAGUUAUGCAUACUUAUUUUACCUUUCUGUCUAAUGCUUUACCUGACUGUUUAUUUUCAGACUAUCCAUGGCCAUUGUGUGUUGUGCAGUAGCACACAUUACCAGUCGCUUGCUUCUGCUAGUAUUCACUUCAACAUUUAUUAGCAGUCACCAGAAAUAUUGCAUUCUUUCAAUCACUACAUUUCAAAUCUUUACUUUUUAUCAGCUACAGUGAGCUAAAACCAAUAGGAAAUAUCAAAGCACUUGUCGCCCUCAACCUGACGCUAUCAAAUGCUCUCUAGACUCUAGCUCUACAAGGCAGAAAAAUUUCCUAUUCCAAGUACUCAAGAUGGUAGAACUGUUAACAUGUUAAACAAUCAUGUUCAAAAUACAGUUGUACAUUGUCAUUGCAGCUCUUUUUGAUUGUAGAUAGUACAAUGUGUACUUCUCUGCAAGGCUUUGUAUUUCAAAAGUAAAAGUAUGUAGAUGCCUUUUAGAUGCAUUUCAGCAGUAAGCAAAAAUGGGUUACGUUAUGUCAAAUUUUAUCUGUCAGAAAUAAGAACACCAUAGUUACUCUUGUAAGUAAAGGGUGAAAAAUGUAUUUGUAAAUAGACAAAGUAGGCAUUACACAUAAGCUUGCUUUGUUGCUUAAUACAGUAUUAUAUGCAUGUGGAAAUAGGUCCAGGGUAAUGUGGGAAUAAGGGGUAAAACUUCCGCUCAGAGUUUAUUGACGUGAUUUUGGUUUAUCUUCAAUGCUCACAAUUUGAUUGUUUAGUAAAACACUGUGGGUAGGGAAUUAAAACAUUCAACUUAUACAGUUGAAUCAUACAGAAAUGUCUUACAGUACCUGUUGUUGGAAUUCUAGGAGAAUAAUACUUGUUGCUUUCAAGCUCAUUCCAUUGUAUUAUAUGCUAUCAUGUAUGUACAAAAUAUUGAUUGAGAGUUAAAGAGCAAGCUAGCAAUAUACUUGAAAAAUAUCAUAUAAAUGAAAAGAAAAAUGAAGAAUGAAAACACAAAAAUAUGUCAGUACCCUUGUUCAAUCACAGCUGCAUGUACAGAUGUUAGUGCAUGACUUUACAGGGGAGAAAUGUUGCAUGCAUUUUACUAGUAAUCCUUGGUGUGAAAAGUUAAGUAUCAACACCAAGUCUUUCCUUUCUA
Branchiostoma floridae (Florida lancelet) is the source of this 2370-nucleotide messenger RNA. Its product is annotated as pleckstrin homology domain-containing family B member 2-like. The record is from RefSeq and is a predicted model, not a curated record. Gene Ontology annotation, cellular component: membrane. Gene Ontology annotation, biological process: regulation of cell differentiation. Lineage: Eukaryota; Metazoa; Chordata; Leptocardii; Amphioxiformes; Branchiostomatidae. The transcript is spliced from 5 exons. Bases 238 to 885 code for a protein of 215 amino acids.